CCCAGUCCCUGUGUUUUCAGUCCACCGGUUCCCCAAAGCAGCAGCCAUCAUCCCGGAAAGAAGCUUCAAAACGGUGGUGGGCCCCUCGCCGGCGCCGGACCGGACCCACCACCCUCACGCGGCGGAGCUCUGCCUCUGACCCACCUACCCACCCCACCAACCACCUAUGCCUUCUCUCUUCUGCCUCUGAAAUGAAAACGCCCAAUAAACUUCUUUCCCCUUUCUACAUUUUUUCCACUUCUCUUUUCUUUUCCCUUGACUUGACUCAUCAAUCUCCCUGACUCAGAUUCCUGCUCAAUCCCACUGUGAUUGUCCCCUUCAAUUCAUAUAUCCUCUCUUUUUCAUCGUUUUUUUUUGGGUUUUCCCUCUAUUUCUCUUCUGGGGUUUUCUUCAAUCUCUCUGUUUUCGCUGGAAAUGGCUUCUCUCCCUCUCCUCCUUCGAUUUCUCCUUCUGGGUCUCUCUUUUUCCCCUGCAAUUUCCACCAACUCCGAAGGAAAUGCUCUUCAUGCUCUCAGGAGAAGGCUCUCUGAUCCCACCAAUGUGCUGCAGAGUUGGGACCCUACGCUGGUCAAUCCCUGCACUUGGUUUCAUGUCACCUGUAAUUCUGAUAGCCAUGUCAUCCGCUUGGAUUUGGGGAAUUCAAACAUUUCUGGGACUUUGGGGCCUGAACUUGGCGAGCUCCAGCAUCUUCAGUAUCUGGAACUCUACAGGAAUGGAAUAAGUGGAAAAAUCCCUUCAGAGCUGGGUAAUUUAAAAAACCUUGUAAGCAUGGAUCUGUAUGAGAACAAAUUUGAAGGAAAAAUCCCGAAAUCUUUCGCCAAACUCAAGUCACUCAGAUUUCUACGGUUGAACAACAACAAGUUGACAGGAUCGAUCCCAAGGGAACUCACAUCGCUCUCUAAACUCAAGAUUUUUGAUGUCUCAAACAAUGAUAUAUGUGGAACAAUUCCAGUUGACGGCCCCUUUUCUACUUUCCCAAUGGAAAGUUAUGAAAACAACAGGCUAAGUGGCCCCGAGUUGCAAGGACUCGUACCAUAUGACUUCGGAUGCUAAACUGAGCUUGAGCUCAAGCUCGUCGAUCCUUAGACUCAGAAAUAGCAUGGCUUGGGAGGUAACAGGUUCAUGCCAAAAGUAAUAUCCCUAUGAUAAUUCAUGCCAAAAUUAAUAUCCCUAUGAUAAUUACACUGCAUGUAUUGGAAAAUAUAGGAAGCAAAAUAAGAAUGUAUGAGCUUCAAUUCUCAUUGAAAACCGACAAUGGUCGGUUCUAGCRUCGUCCUACUUUGCCAUUUCCUUUUUCUCCAUUUGUCGGGACGAAGGAAUAUGGCUCAAUAUCAGUAAUAGUUCAAGCUUACAGCCCCUGCAAAAAUGGAGGUCUGGCAGUUAGAGCUAUCUAAAUUCGUAUUUCAGUUUUUAAUCUUCCAACUCCCCCCCUCUCUCUCUGUAUUUGUAUGUUUACUUUCUUUCUACAAAAUUGUAUAAUUAUGUAAUAAUUAUUUCAUAGGAUUAAAUUACUGGUUUACAUUGAUCUCUAAA
Momordica charantia (bitter melon) is the source of this 1533-nucleotide messenger RNA. RefSeq names its product leucine-rich repeat protein 2. The record is from RefSeq and is a predicted model, not a curated record. Lineage: Eukaryota; Viridiplantae; Streptophyta; Magnoliopsida; Cucurbitales; Cucurbitaceae.